Molecule: messenger RNA, 1744 nt
Organism: Xiphophorus couchianus (Monterrey platyfish)
Lineage: Eukaryota; Metazoa; Chordata; Actinopteri; Cyprinodontiformes; Poeciliidae
Gene: meiob
Product: meiosis specific with OB-fold
Exons: 13
Coding region: 11-1711 (566 amino acids)
Biological process (GO): resolution of meiotic recombination intermediates
Molecular function (GO): single-stranded DNA 3'-5' DNA exonuclease activity; single-stranded DNA binding
Source: RefSeq, a predicted model, not a curated record
ACAAACAACAAUGAUACUCUUGUUUCCGACAACAUUGAAGGCAGCAUCUGUGUUCAGUCGCGUGCGCCAAUGUUGCAGCGGCGCGAAAAGUAAAACAAGCCAGCGGCGGUUUCCUGAUAAAAACGACGUUGGCAGUGCGCAUCAAAUGGCUUCCCAGAGCUACAUUUCCAUCUCCGAGCUUCACCCCAACCUCUCCCAUCCUAAAGUCUUUGGGGUCAUCAUUGGAAAAACGGAUGUGAGAAGUUUCCCCGACAGAAAAAAUAUUGAGAUUGAACGAUUCACCUUUGGCUUCACCAUAAGAGACUCUGCAGAGUUCUUCAUCAAUGUGUCGGCCUGGGGCGGCGAGGCGUUCAUCAGCGGGCUGGCCGACAGCUUCAGCAUGGGAGACUGCGUGAUCAUUGAAAAUCCUUUAGUUUCCACCAAAGACCCUGAGAAAGGAGACAAGUUCUGCCCGGCAACACCCAGCCACUACAGGUUGCUGCUGACGGAGACCCACUCCCAGGUGAGUGUGUGUGGCGACGGCGCCAGCGUGGAGCGGCUGCUGCCGCUGCUCCACCUGCCAGUGAAGGACAACAGAGACUUCUACUCUCUGGCCGACAUCGUGGCCAACGGCCAGCAGCUGGACAGCGCCGUCAUCAAUGUCCUGGCAGCCGUCAAACUGAUCGGAGAAACGAAGCAGUUUGUCACCUCAGAUGGACGCAGAGGCCAGAGGCUGGAGCUGAAGCUGUUUGAUGACUCCGUCUCAUCGUUUCCUCUCAUCAGCUGGGACCGGGAGGCCAUUCAGCUCCUGCAGAACCUGGUACCCAGAGAAACCGUUCUCUUUGUUGCCGAUGCAAAGAUGAGCUUUGACAGCUUCCGCGGCAGCAUGGUGGCGACGGUGACCUCCAAAACCAUCAUUACUGUCAACCCUGACACAAGAGAAGCCAGCCUGUUGUUCAGCUAUGUGAAAGAACUGUCAGAGUCUGGAGCUCUGGACCAAGACGAGGCUCUGGAGGAUCCACCUGUGUCGUCCAUCACGGCCGUGUUCACAGUGAAGCAGCUGAAACAGAAGGCCAGAGAAAACGUCGAGCCGUUCUUCUGCCUCGCCUACGGCUUCGUCUCCAAGCUGGACUUGGACUCAUCCGUGUCCAAAGUGGUCAGGACGCGCUGUGCCAGGUGCCGCUUCCUGGUGCAGCAGGAGCUGCAGCGCUGCAGCAACCCACUGUGUCCGGACGGCGAGCGGCCGCUGGCAGCCUGCACCGCUUUCGACCUGCUGGUGGACGUCACCGACCACACCGGCACCCUGCAGGCCUGCAGCUUGCGCGGCCCUGUGGCAGAGCAGACCCUUGGCUGCACGGUCCGUUCCUCCUCACUGACGCUUCUGAGGUCAAAGUUCACCAGUAGACCAAGCAUCCCUUCCUGUGUUGCAGACGGAAGAGUUUGUCGGUUUGACCGACGGUCAGCGGACGGCGCUGAAGUGGAGGUUUCUGCUGGAACGGUGCAAAAUAUACCUGAAGAUCUUCCCCUCUGCCAGGAUGAAGAGCGGGAUGAGGGGUACGGUCCUGGACUGUUCGCUAGCCGACCCCGGAGAGGUGAAGCAGAGCAUGUCUGCCCUGCUGCAGGAGCAGUGAUGCAGCCGCAACUAAUGACAAAACUCACAGAUAAUAUUUAUUUAACUUAUUCAUCUACAUCUAUUUAUUCUGUUGGCAUGGACAGCUUGUUAGAUUAUUAAAUAUGUGUUAAAUAAAUGAUUCAUUUAAAAGCA